AUGCUCUUCAACUUCCGCCAACAGUAUACCUACACUCGUCGCCAAGUGCACUGGCUGCUGAGGCAAAAAAAACAAUUAGUCGACUUACAGCCCAGCAGGAUCAUCGCCAUACGAGCGAUGUUAGAAUUCGUCCGCCUUGACGAUAAAGACAAUAAAAAGUUGGUGCUUAAGUUUCAAGCACCGCAGGAUUCCGGCUUGGUUCGGCUUACCGAAGAUGCCAAGCUUGAAAAAUGUUUGGAUGCGAUCUGUAAAAAAGACAAGCAGCCCGUAGAACCCGCAAAACAAUGCAUCGGUGGUUUAUACCACCAUGCAUCAAAAUUCCUUCACGGCCGCCUCAGAUCGUCCCCACUCGAGCUUUGUGCUCACGAUUGGACGCCUGAUGAGUUGAGAGCGUUGAGGGCUAUUUGUAAUCGUUUUGAAAUAGAUUAUAAUUUAUUAAACAAGUAUGGGACAAUAAAGGAAAAAAUAAUACACAAAGACAAUAAAUAA
This is a messenger RNA of Paraglomus brasilianum, 489 nucleotides long. The record is from the annotation of a GenBank genome assembly. Lineage: Eukaryota; Fungi; Glomeromycota; Glomeromycetes; Paraglomerales; Paraglomeraceae.